AUGGAACACUCGUCCCCGUUGGCUGCUAUGCAGCCCCCAUCGGUGCUCUUCGGACACUGUUUUCGCUCGGAUGCAAGGACAUCCUACCCUGCAUUUGGUCUCAAUUCAAACAGUUUCAACUUCAAAGAUUUAUCUAUGAAAAAAGCCCAUGGUGCCGAUUACUUUAAUGUAAAAGGUACAUCUCCUACCGCGAGCCUCGCGGCCGAUCUAUCUCAAAACUUCCAUAUUGAUCAGAGUCCCCAAGUGGCUACUCCACGGCGGUCUUUGUUCUCCUCAAACCUUUUUGGGAAUGGUAACAGGCGUGAGGCAGCGAUGACAACACCUCCACUGCCUUCCUCGCCUGCAAUGGAUAUCAUGGAAAUGUCGCCGCUACCGCACAAACCUCCGUUCAACACUUUGGAAGCUGAACUCCGCACUCCUACAAUCGAGAUUUCCUGUAUGGACACGCCCAUGAGAUCUAAUACUGCAAGCCCUCUCCAGGACUCGCCUUUGGUUGCACAAAAAGAAGGCCACCAUGAGAGGAGACGUCCAACCUUUCUUCGGCCCAGCCUAGCGAGGAGCAAAGCGCAAUCUUUUCAAUCGGGCAUGGUUAAGCCCGCACCGGAGAGCCAAGCACCACCGUUUAAAUUCCAAAGCAGAGGAACCAAGACGUCGUUAAGCACAUCGGCUUCGUUGGAGGAUAUGUUUAAUGAAUCGCCACCUCAGACGAGCCAUGUCCGUGGAAAUGGAUCUCCAUCGGCAGCAUCCAUUCGCAAAAACUCGCACCCCAUGAUGCGCCCUCGUAAACAGUGCCGACGUUCGUUGAGCAUGUUUGAGAACCCCGAGGAUGUAAUGGUCGAAAAAGAGGCUUCUUUUACAUCAAAUGCACCACUUCAGUCCAUCUGUGACAUCGAAGGAACCCCCAGCCUACAGUUGCCUCACUUUUUGCCUGAGGACCAGGUUGAUACAUUGCCUCGCAUCGACAAGAGCAUUCUCGUGGAACUCAUAGAUGGAAAAUACAACGACCGUUUCGACAAUAUCAUGAUUAUUGACUGUCGGUUCGAGUACGAAUAUGAAGGUGGUCACAUCAAUGGGGCUGUGAACUACAACGACAAAGAUAAUCUUGCCGCGGAGCUGUUCGCCAGCCCUAAACCCAGAACAGCAUUGGUUUUGCACUGCGAGUAUUCCGCACACCGGGCUCCAAUUAUGGCCAAAUACAUUCGCCAUCAGGAUCGUGCUUUUAACGUGGACCACUAUCCACAUCUUACCUACCCGGAUAUGUACAUUUUGGACGGCGGCUAUAGCAGCUUCUUUUCCGACCACCGGACACUCUGCUUUCCCCAGAACUACGUCGAGAUGUCUGCCAAGGAACAUGAGUUUGCCUGCGAGCGUGGCCUUGGGAAGGUCAAGCAGAGGUCUAAGUUGAGCCGCGCUCAAACCUUUGCCUUCGGUCAAUCUCCCCAAAUGGAAGACAGCCCUACUGGAAGGUGUCGCAACGGCCUUGGAGACCGUAACCGACUAUUAGGUUCUCCAUUUGCCGCAAGCCCUGUCUCCGCUCGCUUCUCCGGCCGCCGCAUGCUUUCCUACUGA
This is a messenger RNA of Aspergillus bombycis, 1569 nucleotides long. RefSeq names its product putative tyrosine protein phosphatase MIH1 (gene nimT). Bases 1 to 1569 code for a protein of 522 amino acids. NCBI's taxonomy places the organism in Eukaryota, Fungi, Ascomycota, Eurotiomycetes, Eurotiales, Aspergillaceae. Gene Ontology annotation, cellular component: cytoplasm; nucleus. The transcript is spliced from 5 exons. The record is from RefSeq and is a predicted model, not a curated record. Gene Ontology annotation, molecular function: protein tyrosine phosphatase activity. Gene Ontology annotation, biological process: positive regulation of G2/M transition of mitotic cell cycle; protein dephosphorylation; positive regulation of G2/MI transition of meiotic cell cycle.